This is a messenger RNA of Sclerotinia sclerotiorum 1980 UF-70, 1155 nucleotides long. RefSeq lists its product as hypothetical. NCBI's taxonomy places the organism in Eukaryota, Fungi, Ascomycota, Leotiomycetes, Helotiales, Sclerotiniaceae. The transcript is spliced from 4 exons. Bases 1 to 1155 code for a protein of 384 amino acids. The record is from RefSeq and is a predicted model, not a curated record.
AUGUCAUCUUAUUCGGCCAAUACUCCUAAAGUAGCACUUAUAACGGGUACAAAUGGGAUUUCCGGUUCUGCGUUAUUGAAACAGCUUGCUAAGAAUCCGAUAUGGACCCAAAUCCACGCUCUCUCCCGACGACCCCCUCUCCCGGGGUCCCACCCCACCGACCCACGCAUCAAACACCACACACUCGACCUCACUCUCCCAACAGAAGAAAUCGCAUCAGCGCUUUCCUCGAAAAAUCUCACUAAUAUUACGCAUUUUUUUCACUAUGCGUAUAUUCAUACUGAUUAUGAUCAUGCGCAGCAUUUGGAGAAGAUGACGAGGGAUAAUGUGCCGCUUUUUACGAAUGUACUUACGGCUGUUGAUUUGACUUCGAGGGAUACUUUACACCGCGUGAUCCUCCAAACAGGCGGGAAAAACUACGGUCUACUCACCUCACCACCGGCAUCCGAGCCCCUGAGCGAAGAUGCUCCCCGGGUGACUGAUCCACGUUCACUCCCCAACUUCUACUACCACCAAGAAGACUACCUCUUCUCCCUCAGCUCGACCCGCCCCUGGACCUGGAACAUAACCAUGCCCUUCUGGAUUUCGGGGUACAGCCCGCUCUCCCUCCAAAGCUGGACCACCACCGCAGCAAUCUACUUCAGCAUCUGCCGGGUCCUCUCACAAGCGGCCACAUUCCCCGGCGGAAACGACGAAUACUACGGAAAAUGGCUCAAGGGGCAACAUUUCAGCAGUUCCUGGGUCGUAGCCGAAUUUACCGAAUGGAUCGCCUUGAAUGAGGAUGGUGCGGUGCAGAAUCAGAAAUUCAAUAUUGUAGAUGAUACGGUUACGACGUUUCGGGAUGUGUGGGAGGGGAUUGGGAGGUAUUUUGGAGUGGAGACGAGAGUGCAGAGGGGAUAUGAUUUGAUGGGGGAAGUGAGGGGGAUUGAGAGGAAAUGGCCGGAGAUAGUGGGGAGGUAUGGGGGGAGGGAAGAUGUUUUGGGUAUGUGUACUUGGGAUGCGUUUGUGCAUGCGAUGGAUGCGGGGGAGUGGGGGAGUGUGGUUAGUAUGGAGAAGGCGAGAAAGGUGGGGUGGACGAAGAAGGUUGAUACAAUUAAGGAGAUGGAGAAGAUUUUUGAUGAGAUGAAGAAGGAUGGGUGGAUUCCGAAUGUUUAG